Molecule: messenger RNA, 822 nt
Organism: Histoplasma mississippiense
Lineage: Eukaryota; Fungi; Ascomycota; Eurotiomycetes; Onygenales; Ajellomycetaceae
Exons: 4
Coding region: 1-822 (273 amino acids)
Biological process (GO): endoplasmic reticulum unfolded protein response
Cellular component (GO): Hrd1p ubiquitin ligase ERAD-L complex; endoplasmic reticulum membrane
Molecular function (GO): ubiquitin-specific protease binding; misfolded protein binding
Source: RefSeq, a predicted model, not a curated record
AUGGCACGUUGUGAUUGGCUGGCGGCUUACCACUUUACGCGUGGGACCGACGCGGGAAGGCGCGCUAGCCCAGGAGGGACAGAUAGACAGCCAGCAACGCCACUGGACACCCAGAUGGCUGCCAUCUGGGGCAACGGCCGCCCAGGAGGAGGGGACCAAUUCCCCCUCGAACAAUGGUUUUUUGAGAUGCCAGUCUGCACGCGAUGGUGGACGACUGCCACUCUAGCCACCUCUGUCUUGGUUCAGUGCGGUGUCGUUUCCCCGUUCCAGCUCUUCUACAGCUUCCGCUCUGUGUUUGUCAAGUCCCAGUACUGGAGGCUCAUUACAACAUUCUUCUACUUCGGGCCUCUAAACCUAGACCUCCUUUUCCGCGUCUUCUUCCUCCAAAGAUACUCGCGCCUCAUAGAAGAAGCGGCCGGUACCACCCCAGCCAAUUUUUCCUGGCUGCUCCUAUACGCCACUUCCUUCCUCCUUGUUCUGUCCCCGCUGGUGUCGCUCCCAUUUCUAGGCUCAGCCCUCUCCGCAAGCCUAGUGUACAUAUGGAGCCGACGGAAUCCAGAGAUGAGACUCCACUUGCUAGGCCUACUGGCUAUUUCGGCGCCAUACCUUCCAUGGGUCCUGAUAGCAUUUAGCCUUGUCAUGCACGGGGUCAUUCCAAAGGACGAAAUCUGCGGCGUCAUUGUGGGCCACAUCUGGGUCCUGUACCCGGCGAUUACCACAUGGGAAUAUCGCCACCGCGUCAGAACUCACCAAAUAAGUUAUUCCACACCCAAUCAUCAUGGCAUUAGCACGGGAGGGAAGAUCAAGUUCGCUCAAUUCUAA